AUACCUAGGAGAAACAUCGACUGUCAUACCGUCUUUAGUAUUCAGUGAGGCAUUGUAUGAAAAUGGCUUGGCAAAGGAACACACUGCUUUUGUUCCUGGCUUGGCCUUGCUUUGCAUUGCCUGCAGCGGGAUUGGAGCGGGUUUCAGAAGAGGCAACCUUUUCCCACCACAACCUUGACACAGAGGAUGAUUAUACCGAAGACAGCGCUGUAGUACAACUUGGAGACCCCGCCAAUUUUGAUUCUAAAGCUGACCGUGAAUUCCAGGUGCAAUUCGAGGAGGUGCCAGAUGCAAAAAAGUGGGUCUCCGUUACCAACGCAGCCCCAGUCAGUGUAGCAGUUCUGUGCAGUGUGGAUCAGUUUGAAGUCACACUGCCAGCUGGUCCAAUGAGUGAAGUCAAAAUUUUGGGCUCCAACAGUAUGCUCCCUGUUCUUGAAGCCCCAGAAUCCUGUGGAUACUCAUUAAGUCGAGGACAAUACCAGAACACCUUAACUGUCCGCUUUUCAGGCUGCCUUGUCAGUCUUCAGGCUGGGUGGUACACCUUGAUGGUGUUGUUUGUCAAUGAAGCUGGCAUAAUGGAUGUUUCUACAGUGUCCUGUGCGUCUAGCCCCAAAUCCUCUGUGUCCUCGACCGUAAACCUGCCCCUCUCUGGUCUUCCCAAUGCCCGUGCUGGGCCUCCUUCUUCAAAGUGUUUUAUUGCCACCCCUCAAGAUCCCCCCACGUCUCCUGGCUGCAGUAUUCCCCAGAACCAGCACGUGGCUUGUGGUUCCACUGGAAUCUCGUCCUCCCAGUGUUUGGUGAUGGGUUGCUGUGUGGAUUUGGCCACUUCCACCUGCUUCUACCCAAUGGAUGAAUGCACUGCAGACAAACAGUUUGUCUUUGCCGUUCACCAUGACAUCACCACUUUCCCUGUGGAUCCCACCAAACUUGUAGUUGCUGGGAAGUCUAGCUGUGGCCCAGUCAUUGUCAAUGACAAGUUUGUGGUCUUCAAAUUCUCAGUCACUGAAUGUGGAACUCACUUUUAUGAAAUUGGUGAGACUGUGAUCUACACAGCAGAGGUACAGACGGUCGUCCGAUCCCUUAACCUGAAAUAUGGCAUAAUCUCCAGAGACAACCCCCUCAGAAUCAUGGUUGAGUGCCGCUACUCUAAAGCUCUGGGUACCCUGCCAGCAGUGGCGAGUGUGGGCUACAUGGUGAAAAGCCCCAGUUUCAGAUUCCCUUCAAAGGUGACAUCCAAGGGGCUGUUUGGCGUCCAACUCAGGAUUGCUGAAGACAAAACCUAUGCCAAGUACUACAAGCAGCACCAUCAGCCCCUCCGUCUCCUCCUGGGCAAACUUGUGUAUCUAGAAGUACGUCUGACUUCUCCAAAGCCAGAGGCAACACUCUUGGUCAACUACUGUCUGGCUUACCCCCGCUCUGCCAAGAAUGUUCUGGUGCUCAUUCACGAAGGGUGCGCCAACCCUCAGGACCCCAGAAUCUCCAUCCUUAAAUUCAGCAACCUGCCACAGAAGCGCCACCAGCGUCGCUUCAUGGUCCAAGCAUUCCAGUUCAUGGAUCAACACACCAACAAGUAUCUGGAUGAGGAGAUCUACUUCAUGUGCUCUACUGAAGUGUGUAUGCCUACAGAAAAAACCUGUGAAGAGCGCUGCUUUGAUGGAAUUAGGCGAUCUACUACAUGUGCUCUACCACAAUGUGGCCCACAUAAAAAAACUGAGAAGAGCGCUGCUUUAAAUGAAAGGUCUGACUGUAAUCUACCAGGGUGACGAGUGGGAAAUCUAUGCUGCUUGAACAUACUGACGAGAUGUGGACAUUUGACUUUGUUUAUUGAAAUAAAUGUUAUAUCUUGCCCA
Messenger RNA from Coregonus clupeaformis (lake whitefish), 1850 nucleotides. RefSeq names its product zona pellucida sperm-binding protein 4-like. Gene Ontology annotation, cellular component: egg coat. Gene Ontology annotation, biological process: prevention of polyspermy; binding of sperm to zona pellucida. The transcript is spliced from 12 exons. Bases 57 to 1763 code for a protein of 568 amino acids. NCBI's taxonomy places the organism in Eukaryota, Metazoa, Chordata, Actinopteri, Salmoniformes, Salmonidae. The record is from RefSeq and is a predicted model, not a curated record. Gene Ontology annotation, molecular function: structural constituent of egg coat; acrosin binding.